This is a messenger RNA of Silurus meridionalis, 990 nucleotides long. RefSeq names its product LLP homolog, long-term synaptic facilitation factor (gene llph). The record is from RefSeq and is a predicted model, not a curated record. Bases 290 to 685 code for a protein of 131 amino acids. Lineage: Eukaryota; Metazoa; Chordata; Actinopteri; Siluriformes; Siluridae. Gene Ontology annotation, cellular component: nucleolus. Gene Ontology annotation, molecular function: RNA binding. Gene Ontology annotation, biological process: dendrite extension. The transcript has 3 exons.
AAAAUAUACACUACUAAAUUAACCGAAUUAAAAUACGCUUGAUUUUCCUCGUAAAUUGUUAUAUGCACAAUUUUAACAUUUAGUUUGGUUGAAAAAAAUUAAGUAUUUUUUAUGUCAUAAAAUGUAAAACGUUCCACCGUGAUGACGUGUUUACCCACUAUAGUCAUUACUGUCGUAAAACUUGUCCAUCACACUCGCUUUCCGGUAGUUGCGAGCACGUGUGUAGUGCUGAGGUGCAGUGUGUUCAGUACACCGUCAGGUUUUUUUUCGCUCCUCCGACCGGGUUGCCAUGGCGAAGAGUCUGCGCAGUAAGUGGAAGAGGAAGAUGAGGGCGGAGAAGAGGAAGAAGAACGCUCCUAAAGAGCUCGCUCGUCUGAAGGUGGCUCUGGGGCAGGAGGGUAAAGGAGACAUCAGCAUGAAGGACGUGUGUGAGACGGCCACGCUGGUGUCUCCUCACACGCUCACGGAGAGAGCACAGGGAGACGUGGAGAUCAGAGACGACUCCGGAGAACAGGAUGAGACGGGGAGGAUGGAGACGGACAGUAAAAGGAAUAAGGACACACAGCUGAAUGAACAUGGUCAGUACCCGGUGUGGAUGAGUCAGAGACAGGCCAAGAAACUCAAAAACCAGCGGAGGAGCAAGAAAAUGCCCCAGAAGAAGAAGAAGAAGGGUCUGGCUUGGUAGAAACACACACACUCGUUUGUGUGAUGUACAGUUUAUGGACAGUUUUUGUGUGUGUGAGAGAGAGAGAGAGAGACACAGGAGACGCUGGGACUCGAGGUGGACGCUGAACGCUGCAUUUCUCUCACACAAAGCGCUCAUAAUGGAGAAAUUUCCUCCCUGUCGCAGAAGAAAACCCUGUGUGUGUGUGUGGGUGUGUGUGUGUGUGUGUGUGUAUGUUUUUCAAUCUGUAAAUCAGUAGCGUUUAUUAAACACCAACACGUCCUGUGUCCAGGUUUAUUCUGAAAUACAAACUUUUUCUCCACUGA